AUGGUAGUGGGAGUUCAGCAUAGGCGAUUGGUCCAAUUAUUGUAUUAUAAUUUUUCAUUCAUUCUACAGGAAUUAGAUAGAACUCUACCUGUUCUCAGCCCAGACAAAGCAGUGUUAGAUGCUCCUCCACCAAAUGACAUCCAGGUUACCUGGAUUGGUCAUGCAACUGUGCUCAUUCAAAUGGACGGUCUUAAUAUUCUCACAGACCCGGUGUUCAAUUAUUACUGUGGUAUUGCUAGUAUGAUUGGAGUGAAACGAUAUCGUCCUGUCCCUUGCACUGUGGAUGAACUUCCUGAUAUUGACGCUGUUUGUAUCAGUCACAACCACUAUGAUCACCUUGACUACAACACAGUCUGUAACCUUAACAAGAGAUUUGGCAAUAAAAUUCAUUGGUUUGUGCCAAUGGGACUUCUUAAAUGGAUGACAGAUUGUGGAUGUGAAAAUGUAGUUGAACUUGAGUGGUGGGAAGAACAUCCCCAUCCUAAAUUUACAGAUGAAAGCAAAGCAGUAAAGUUUGCCUUUACUCCAGCACAGCAUUGGUGUCGCAGGGGAUUAAAUGACACUAACAAGGUGUUGUGGGGUAGCUGGUCAAUUAUCGGUCCACAACAUAGAUUCUACUUUGCUGGUGACACUGGUUAUUGCCACAUUUUUAAGCAGAUUGGCAAGAGAUAUGGACCAUUUGAUCUGGCUGCAAUUCCCAUUGGAGCUUACCAACCAAGGGGAUUGAUGGAAUUCCAGCAUAUUGAUCCUCAAGAAGCAGUUGAGAUCCAUGAAGAUAUCCAAUCCAACUUUUCUCUUGGUAUUCACUGGGGAACCUUUAAUCUAUCCUAUGAGCAUUAUCUUCAGCCACCUAAAGAGCUGAGGGAAAUACUGCACAGCAAGGGAAUUCCACAAAAAGAAUUUCAUACAAUCAAACAUGGAGAAGUCAAAGUCAUUACCAAGGAAGAUACAAAGUUGACUGAAGCUCGGCGUAAUGCUGUCGUGUUUGAAUCAGCCACUUAAUAGCCAUGUGCAAUUUAAGGAAAUAAAUUAUAAUUUAAUCUUAGUUAGAAAGGUUGUGUUUUAUGAAAAGUGAUAUUUAUUGGCCAAUGUAGUAACAGGCACAAAUUUUUAAUUAAAUUUAAAAUUCAAGUUCUCGUAGGAGGCAAUGCAUUAAAAAAAAUUCAAUAAAAAGGAGCAUUUUUCCCAAUAUUGCCUCAGUAAGAAUUUUAGUCUGGCUACAGCCUUUACUAAAUACUAAAUGUAGCAAAUUUCAAUUCAUCUCACUCAAUAUUCAAUUCUGUUUUCUAUAUUUAACUGUUUGUUCAAUUUUCAGCUGUUAUUCAGAAUUCAACACUUUUAUUCAACAUUCAACUUAUCAUCCAACAUUCAAUUAUUCAAGAUAUUUAAUAUUCAAUUUUUUAGUCAAUAUUAUUGAAAACUCUUUAUUCAGCAUUCAAUUCUUUAUACAAUCUUCAACUUUUUACUCUUUAUUCAACAAUCAACUAUUAUUGAAUAUUCAACUUUUUGUACAGUUUCCAACUUUUUCUUCAACAUCUGAUGUGGAAAGUUAAUGUUUUCACAGGCAGGGAAACCUCCUUGAACUGAUUAAACUUCCUUCGAGAAAAACUUUCCUUCAGAUGGUCAAACCAGGCAGGCAACAAUCUUCCAGCACGUUAAUUUACUCAGUGCGAUGCCAUCAACGAACCCCCCUGGGAAGACAAAGAGUUCUAAAAUGUGGGGUCAAAUCUGUCAAGAAUGUUUUUUUUUGUACCUCAGUGUUGUUGAAAAACAAACAAACAACUGGAGUCUUUUUUAAAAAAGGCCACAGCAUCUCUGGUUUCAAAGCAGAAUUUUUGACAAAAACUGGGACUAGCUCCAGUUUAAAGUAUGGAUCACUUGGCCCAACAUGGAUUUAUGUAACUUUGCUAAUAAUUAUGUAGUUCUAACUAGGAGUUUUAAAAGUGUUUUUUAAAGGUGCUAUCAAUCAGAAACAAGCCUUUUAAAAAUAUUUGGAUAGUUUGGGCUGCACAGCUAGCUCUUGAAUAGCUUGUGAAUAGUAUUAAUUAAGAAGGACUUAAUAGCUACAGGAAUACUGAAACUUGAACCUGUGUGUGCUAUUAAUUGUAGUGUUGUAUAGUAUUUUAUAAUCAUGGGAAAUUAAGUUUGGUUAAACGA
Messenger RNA from Orbicella faveolata, 2157 nucleotides. Its product is annotated as N-acyl-phosphatidylethanolamine-hydrolyzing phospholipase D-like. Gene Ontology annotation, cellular component: membrane-bounded organelle; cytoplasm. The record is from RefSeq and is a predicted model, not a curated record. Gene Ontology annotation, molecular function: N-acylphosphatidylethanolamine-specific phospholipase D activity; zinc ion binding. NCBI's taxonomy places the organism in Eukaryota, Metazoa, Cnidaria, Anthozoa, Scleractinia, Merulinidae. Gene Ontology annotation, biological process: N-acylethanolamine metabolic process; N-acylphosphatidylethanolamine metabolic process.